Molecule: messenger RNA, 8243 nt
Organism: Drosophila albomicans
Lineage: Eukaryota; Metazoa; Arthropoda; Insecta; Diptera; Drosophilidae
Gene: zye
Product: mucin-2
Exons: 4
Coding region: 140-8023 (2627 amino acids)
Source: RefSeq, a predicted model, not a curated record
AUAAAAACGAAGACGCGUCUUCUCGAAGCUUAGUGCGACAGCGAACUCUUAACCAGCCGGCGAUCCAACCUAACUCUUAUUUUCAAAGCGCCGACCACUCGACAAUUCCAGUUUUUGAUUGAGCCGCAAUACACUAAACAUGGUCCGAGCUGGCCAUAUUAUACUCUUGACUCAACUUUUGGUCAUUGCGAACGGGGUAGAUCUACGAAAUGAUGAUGAUUUUGCUAAUAACGAAGUCAGCCCAGCCGAGGUGGCACUUUCGUUUCCCAGAGUAUCUCGCAAAGCCUCUUCCAUCGAUGGUAACAUAGAUAAAAUCGAAGUCAAAUGUGAUACAUCGAAUGGCAUGAUAGUAGAGGUUGAAUUUGCCGAGGUAUUCAAUGGAGUUAUUUACAGUCAGGGAUACUACAACGAUCCCAAGUGCAGAUAUGUGAGCGGUGGAAGUAACGAACAGAGAUAUGUAUUCAAGGUGCCCUUCGAUGGUUGCGGUAGCAAGCCGUCCUGUUCGCUGUGUGCAUCUGUUGAUAAUAUUCUGAUCAUUCAGAACGAUGAAGAUAUUCAAGAAAGUUGGGACACAGCUCGCAAAAUAACAUGUAGUCGCAGUGAUGAACAGGAAAAAACGGUUUAUUUCAGACCAUUCGUUGUGGAUAUGUUGGAAGUGAUAUCGGUUGAAACUCCAAGUGGCCCAGUUCAAUGUUGGAUGGAAAUUGGAACAGGAAUACCACCAAAUAUUAAACCUAUAAAUUACACAUUGAAACUUGGCACAGAUAUUACUUUCACCAUAAAUGUUAAGCAAUCGGUGCAAUCGUGGGACAUCAACAUCCUACAAUGCUACGCCUCCGAUGAUCCAGAGUUUGAUGCACGCACUACAAACAAAUUACAACUUUCCGAUAAAAACGGAUGCUCAAUUAAGGAAAAAAUAUUUGGAGAAUGGAAAAGAUUUGAGUCCAUUCCUGGUCAAACUUUAACUUAUUUUAAUACAUUGAAAGCAUUUAAAUUUCCAGACAGAUCUCAAGUUUAUCUUAAAUGUGAUAUCGAACUAUGCAAUGGCUCUUGCGAUAGAGACUACAAGUGUGGUGGCCAUAUACCAUCAACUGUGCCAACAUUGCCUACUAAUAAACCCCCGCGCUGCUAUCCUGGUUCAACUGAUCCUCGUUGCCCACAAGAACCAAGAACAACGGUUGCUCCCAACUGCUACCCAGGAUCAACAGAUCGGAGGUGCCCCCAGUCACCCAGAACUACAUCAACACCUCGCUGCUUCCCUGGAUCAACAGAUCCUGAUUGCCAGCCUGCCACUUAUUUACCACCGACCACAGCCCGACCUCCAGUAACACCAGCUAAGCCGCAGUGUUAUCCUGGCUCAACCGAUGUACGCUGUCCGCAACAACCUAAAACUACUUCCGCUCCCAUUUGUUAUCCAGGAUCACCUAAUCCUCGUUGUCCACAACAACCCAAGACGACGUCUGCUCCCAACUGUUAUCCAGGAUCAACUGAUCGAAGGUGCCCUCAGCAACCUAGAACUACAUCGAAGCCACGCUGCUUCCCUGGGUCAGCAGAUCCCGUUUGCCAACCGGCUACUACAUUGCCACCGACUACAUCACGACCUACAGUAACUCCUAAGACGACUUCGACACCCAUUUGUUAUCCAGGAUCGCCUAAUCCUCGUUGUCCACAACAAGCUAAGACGACUUCUGCUCCCAACUGUUAUCCAGGAUCAACUGAUCGAAGGUGCCCUCAGCAACCUAGAACUACAUCGAAGCCCCGCUGCUUCCCUGGAUCAACAGAUCCUGAUUGCCAGCCUGCUACUUAUUUACCACCAACCACAGCCCGACCUCCAGUAACACCAGCUAAGCCUCAGUGCUAUCCUGGCUCAACCGAUGCUCGCUGCCCGCAACAACCUAAAACAACUUCUGCUCCCAUAUGCUAUCCAGGGUCGCCUAAUCCUCGUUGUCCACAACAACCUAAGACAACGUCUGCUCCCAACUGCUAUCCAGGAUCGACUGAUCAAAGGUGCCCCCAGCAACCUAGAACUACAAUAAAACCUCGCUGCUUCCCUGGAUCAACGGAUCCUGAUUGUCAACCGGCUACAACUCUACCUUCGACUACAUCACGACCUACAGUUACACCUAAGACGACUACUACUCCCAUUUGUUAUCCAGGAUCCCCUAAUCCACGUUGUCCACAACAACCCAAGACAACGUCUGCCCCCAAAUGUUAUCCAGGAUCGACAGAUUCUCGUUGUCCACAACAAUCUAAAACGACAUCUACUCCAAACUGCUAUCCAGGAUCGAAAGAUCCUGCAUGCUUAAAUUGUUACCCCGGAUCACCAGAUCCAAGAUGCCCAAAGGUUCCAACAACCAGGAAGCCUGGAUGUUACGAAGGUUCCAGUGAUCCAAAUUGUCAACCUGCCACUUAUCUUCCCCCUAUCAAAACAACUAAGAUUCCGGGAAGCCAAAUUACUCCUUCAAAGCCUAAUUGUUUCGAUGGAUCUACUGACCGCAGAUGUCCUCAAAAGCCGAAAACAAUGCCAUUGCCUAACUGUUAUCCAGGCUCGACUGAUUCUAGAUGCCCACAGCAACCAAAGACAACAAUUCCACCAAAGUGCUACCCUGGGUCCAGUGAUUCUCGAUGCCCUCAGGAACCCAGAACUACAAACCGCCCACAAAUAACUACGACAAAACCAAGGUGUUAUCCUGGUUCUACUGAUCUUCGCUGCCCGCAAGAGCCUAAAACUACAGCUGCUCCCAAUUGUUAUCCAGGCUCCUCAGAUCCGCGAUGCCCACAGAAGCCUAGAACUACUACAAGGCCCAGCUGUUACCCUGGAUCUACAGAUCCCGAUUGCCAACCAGCUACAUAUCUUCCACCGACCACGGCUCGCCCUUCGAUAGCAACCUCUAGGCCAAAUUGUUAUCCAGGUUCAACUGAUGCAAGAUGCCCUCAAAUACCGAAAACAACAUCCAAACCAAACUGUUAUCCUGGAUCCACUGAUCCCCGCUGUCCACAACAACCCAAGACGACAUCUAAGCCAAACUGUUAUCCUGGAUCCACAGAUCCACGUUGUCCGCAGCAACCUAAGACGACAGCUAAGCCGAACUGUUAUCCUGGUUCAUCGGAUCCGCGAUGCCCUCAGGAACCAAGAACUACAUCGAAACCCCGCUGCUACCCUGGAUCGACAGAUCCUGAUUGCCAACCAGCCACAUAUCUUCCACCAACCACAGUUCGCCCUUCGAUAACAACCCCUAGGCCAAAUUGUUAUCCAGGUUCAACAGAUAUAAGAUGCCCACAACAACCGAAGACAACAUCUAAGCCAAACUGUUAUCCUGGAUCCACAGAUCCACGUUGUCCGCAGCAACCUAAGACGACAGCUAAGCCGAACUGUUAUCCUGGUUCAUCGGAUCCGCGAUGCCCUCAGGAACCAAGAACUACAUCGAAGCCCCGCUGCUACCCUGGAUCGACAGAUCCUGAUUGCCAACCAGCCACAUAUCUUCCACCAACCACAGUUCGCCCUUCGAUAACAACCCCUAGGCCAAAUUGUUAUCCAGGUUCAACAGAUACAAGAUGCCCACAACAACCGAAGACAACAUCUAAGCCAAACUGUUAUCCUGGAUCCACUGAUCCUCGUUGUCCGCAACAGCCUAGAACAACAGCUCGUCCCAACUGUUUUCCGGGAUCGUCGGAUCCUAGAUGCCCUCAGGAACCAAGGACUACACCGAAACCAACAACUAAGGCAACUGUUAAGCCUGCAUGCUAUCCAGGAUCAAAAGAUCCCGAAUGCUUAAAUUGUUUCCCGGGGAUCCCCAGAUCCAAGAUGCCCAAAGGUUCCAACAACCAGGAAAGCUGGAUGCUACGAAGGUCACGUGAUCCAAAUUGUCAACCGGCGACGUACCUCCCGCCAAUUAAAACAACUAAGAUUCCGGGUAACCAAGUUACUCCCUCAAAACCUAAUUGUUUGGCUGGAUCUACAGACCCCAGAUGUCCGCAAAAACCGAAGACAACGGCUUCACCAAACUGCUACAGAGGAUCUUCAGAUCCUCGAUGCCCCCAAGAACCCAAAACUACAUCAAAACCACGUUGCUACCCCGGAUCUAACGAUCCCGACUGUGAGCAAACCACUUAUCCACCGCGGACUACAAUUCGUCCUCCGAUAACUACAUCUAAACCAAGAUGCUAUCCAGGAUCUGCUGAUCCUCGGUGUCCUCAGGAACCAAGAACUACUACAAGACCCAGCUGUUACCCGGGAUCUACAAAUCCCGAUUGCCAACCAGCUACAUAUCUUCCUCCAACCACAGUUCGCCCUUCGAUAACCACAUCUAGGCCAAAUUGUUAUCCAGGUUCAACUGACGCAAGAUGUCCCCAACAACCGAAGACGACAGCUAAGCCAAACUGUUAUCCUGAAUCCACAGAUCCUCGUUGUCCGCAGCAACCUAAGACGACAGCUAAGCCGAGCUGUUAUCCUGGUUCAUUGGAUCCGCGAUGCCCUCAGGAACCAAGAACUACAUCGAAGCCCCGCUGUUAUCCUGGAUCGACAGAUCCCGAUUGCCAACCAGCUACAUAUCUUCCACCAACCACAGUUCGCCCGUCGAUAACUACACCUAAGCCAAAUUGUUAUCCAGGUUCAACAGAUGCAAGAUGCCCACAACAACCCAAGACAACAUCUAAGCCAAACUGUUAUCCUGGAUCCACAGAUCCUCGUUGUCCGCAGCAACCUAAGACGACAGCUAAACCGAACUGUUAUCCUGGUUCAUCGGAUCCGCGAUGCCCUCAGGAACCAAGAACUACAUCAAAGCCUCGUUGCUACCCUGGAUCUACAGAUCCCGAUUGUCAACCAGCUACAAAUCCUCCACCGACCACGGUUCGCCCUUCGAUAACAACCUCUAGGCCAAAUUGUUAUCCAGGUUCAACAGAUAUAAGAUGCCCACAGCAACCAAAGACAACAUCUAAGCCAAACUGUUAUCCUGGAUCCACAGAUCCACGUUGUCCGCAGCAACCUAAGACGACAGCUAAGCCGAACUGCUAUCCUGGUUCGUCGGAUCCGCGAUGCCCUCAGGAACCAAGAACUACAUCGAAGCCCCGCUGUUACCCUGGAUCGACAGAUCCCGAUUGCCAACCAGCCACAUAUCUUCCACCAACCACAGUUCGCCCUUCGAUAACAACCUCUAGGCCAAAUUGUUAUCCAGGUUCAACAGAUACAAGAUGCCCACAACAACCGAAGACAACAUCUAAGCCAAACUGUUAUCCUGGAUCAACUGAUCCUCGUUGUCCGCAACAGCCCAAGACGACAUCUAAGCCAAACUGUUAUCCUGGAUCAACUGAUCCUCGUUGUCCGCAACAGCCUAGAACAACACCUCGUCCCAACUGUUAUCCGGGAUCGUCGGAUCCUAGAUGCCCUCAGGAACCAAGGACUACACCGAAACCAACAACUAAGGCAACUGUUAAGCCUGCAUGCUAUCCAGGAUCAAAAGAUCCCGAAUGCUUAAAUUGUUUCCCGGGAUCCCCAGAUCCAAGAUGCCCAAAGGUUCCAACAACCAGGAAAGCUGGAUGCUACGAAGGUUCACGUGAUCCAAAUUGUCAACCGGCGACGUACCUCCCGCCAAUUAAAACAACUAAGAUUCCGGGUAACCAAGUUACUCCCUCAAAACCUAAUUGUUUGGCUGGAUCUACAGACCCCAGAUGUCCGCAAAAACCGAAGACAACGGCUUCACCAAACUGCUACAGAGGAUCUUCAGAUCCUCGAUGCCCCCAAGAACCCAAAACUACAUCAAAACCACGUUGCUACCCCGGAUCUAACGAUCCCGACUGUGAGCAAACCACUUAUCCACCGCGGACUACAAUUCGUCCUCCGAUAACUACAUCUAAACCAAGAUGCUAUCCAGGAUCUGCUGAUCCUCGGUGUCCUCAGGAACCAAGAACUACUACAAGACCCAGCUGUUACCCAGGAUCUACACAUCCCGAUUGCCAACCAGCUACAUAUCUUCCUCCGACCACAGUUCGCCCUUCGAUAACAACCUCAGGGCCAAAUUGUUAUCCAGGUUCCACUGAUGCAAGGUGCCCUCAACAACCGAAGACAACAUCUAAGCCAAACUGUUAUCCUGGAUCCACUGAUCCUCGCUGCCCACAACAUCCAAGAACGACACCCGGUCCUAACUGCUACCCUGGAUCGUCUGAUCCUCGGUGCCCCCAGCAACCGAGAACUACAACUUAUCAACCCCCUACUACAAUUCGACCUCCGAUAACUACACCGAAUCCAAGAUGCUAUCCAGGAUCUGCUGAUCCUCGUUGUCCUCAGGAAACAAGAACUACUACAAGGCCCCGCUGUUAUCCGGGAUCUACCGAUCCCGAUUGCUUACCAGCUACAUAUCUUCCUCCGACCACAGUUCGUCCUUCGAUAACUACGUCAAAGCCCAACUGCUAUCCUGGUUCAGCUGAUUCGAGGUGCCCUCAACAGCCGAAGACAACAUCUAAGCCAAACUGCUAUCUUGGCUCCACUGAUCCUCGCUGUCCGCAACAACCAAGAACGACACCCGGUCCUAACUGCUACCCAGGAUCGUCUGAUCCUCGGUGCCCCCAGCAACCGAGAACUACAACUUAUCAACCCCCUACUACAAUUCGACCUCCAAUAACUACACCGAAACCAAGAUGCUAUCCUGGAUCGUCUGAUCCUCGAUGCCCCCAGGAACCCAGAACUACUACUCUUCAACCCCCUACUACAAUUCGACCUUCGAUAACUACUUCAAAGACAAGAUGCUAUCCUGGUUCAACUGACCCACGUUGCCCACAGCAACCUAACACGACACCAUCGCCUAAUUGCUAUCCAGGAUCGAACGAUCCUCGGUGCCCAACAACUAAGACAACUGCUACGCCAGCAUGCUAUCCAGGAUCCAAAAAUCCUGCAUGCUUAAAUUGUUACCCUGGUUCCCCAGAUCCAAGAUGUCCCAAGGUUCCUACAACUAGAAAACCAGGGUGUUACGAAGGUUCAAGUGACCCAAAUUGUCAGCCGGCCACUUAUCUCCCACCAAUUAGAACAACCAAGAUUCCCGGGAACCAAAUUACUCCCGCGAAGCCUAAUUGCUUUGAGGGAUCUUCUGACCCUAGGUGCCCUCAAAAACCGAAGACUACUUCUUCGCCAAACUGUUAUAGAGGAUCUUCAGAUCCUCGAUGCCCCCAAGUGCUCACAACUACAUCGAAACCCCGCUGCUACCCAGGGUCUACUGAUCCCCAAUGCGAAUCAGUUACUUACCCACCCCGCACUACAAUUCGUCCAACAAUAACUACCUCUAGACCAAACUGCUAUUCAGGUUCAUCUGAUCCUCGAUGCCCACAACAACCGAGAACAACACCUAGGCCCAAUUGUUAUCCGGGAUCAUCGGAUCCUCGAUGCCCUCAAGUACCAAGAACUACUUCGAAGCCACGCUGUUACCCUGGAUCCACUGAUCCUGAUUGCAAGCCAGUAACUUACCUUCCACCAACUACAGUUCGUCCAUCAAUAACUACGUCUAGACCGAAUUGUUACCCUGGUUCAAGUGAUCCUAGGUGCCCACAGCAGCCUAAAACGACUCGUACACCCUGUUAUCCUGGAUCGUCUGAUCCUCGCUGCUCCCAAAACUUGGUCACGACAACAUCGCGGCCUAAUACUACACCUUCUUAUUGCUUCCCAGGGUCUGUAGAUCCUCGUUGUCCUGACACAUAUAAGGGUUCAACUCCUAUUCCUGCCACGUACUUGCCGCCUUUAAGUAAUCCAGGCUAUGAUAGGACCAUAAGAGACGCAAAAAGCCAAUUCUUCACAGAGAUUAACAAAUUGGCUUCAACAGAUAACAAUGUUUUUGAGCUAGAAGAUGAUGAUGAGAGUGAGUACUCUAGAAAUAAACGCGAUCUGAGCGAUAAAGAUAUAGACCCAAUAGCAUUUAAUGAAGCCAGCGAAGAUCUUCUAUCAAGAAAAAUCAUGAAGCGUGAGUUCAAUGAGCGUCCACCGGAAAGAGAGGUUAUUUCCUUUACCCUCGGCAUUCGAACAGGGAUUCAAGUGAAUUAGACCGAUUUGUACAAUAUUAAAUUGUUAUAGCCGAUAACGUAGCUCUCUCGCAAUAAGAUUAACUUGUUAAAAAAAUGAUUUAUUAUGAUAUUUAUAUAUAUAUAUAUAUUAUUACUAUUAAACGUAAUUAUAUAUAUUAUUAUUAUAUAUUAUUACUAUUAAACGUAAUCAUUCAAAUAUACUCGAUUUUAGUAAUAGUCUCAUUUUAAGUAUUUUCAAA